Megachile rotundata (alfalfa leafcutting bee) is the source of this 1220-nucleotide messenger RNA. Its product is annotated as tRNA methyltransferase 10 homolog A. Gene Ontology annotation, molecular function: tRNA binding. Lineage: Eukaryota; Metazoa; Arthropoda; Insecta; Hymenoptera; Megachilidae. Gene Ontology annotation, biological process: tRNA N1-guanine methylation. The record is from RefSeq and is a predicted model, not a curated record. Gene Ontology annotation, cellular component: nucleoplasm; nucleus.
UGAAUUUGAUCAUUUAUGGUUCUGAAAAUUUCAAAAUUUGAAUCACUGAGUAUAUACACUUGUUACCAAAAACUAGCAAAGGUUUUUAUGUUCCUACUUCAUAAUAACAUGGCAGACGAAAAGGAUGCAAAUAAUACUGAAAAAGUAGAAAAUCGUACACAAUUUGUAAAUAUUUGUGAACAGGAAGCAUGUCAGAACGGAGACAACAAAUUAAUAGAAAUAAAUCCAAGUUUAAGCAAACGUCAACUGAAAAAAGUAAAGAAAAGAGAAAAAUGGUUGGAACGAAAGGUUGAGAUAAGAUUACGAGAAAGAGAAAAGGCAAGGCAAAAACGAGCAUUUGCUCGUGCAAAUAAUAUUGACCUCGGUCCAUCUAGGAAAGCGUUGAAAAGAGUUACUAUGGCAGAUAGUAGUUGUAAAAUUGGAGUAACUAUCGACUUAUCAUUUGAUGAUUUAAUGAUAGAUAAAGAUAUAGCAAAAUUAACUAAACAAAUACUAAGAUGUUAUACUUUGAAUAGACGCGCUGUUGCACCAAUGCAGUUUUCACUUACAAGCUUUAAUGGAAAAUCAAAGACAAAUAUGGAAAGGCAUAAUGGAUAUGAGCACUGGGAUGUAAAAUUCUAUAUGGAAUCGUAUUUAAAUAUCCAUCCAAAAGAGAAAAUUAUAUAUCUUACUAGUGAAUCAGAAAAUAUUAUUAAUCAUCUGGAACAUGAUUGUGUGUACGUUAUAGGUGGUCUUGUUGAUCAUAAUAGUCAUAAGGGUCUCUGUCAUAAGUUAGCCAAACAGGCUGGAGUAAGGCAUGGCCGGUUACCUUUAGAUAAGUUUCUACAAAUGAAAGCUAGGAAGGUUUUAACUGUUGACCAUGUGUUCGAAAUUUUGCUCAGAGUUAGUGAAGGAAAAACGUGGCAAGAAGCAUUUUUGCAAGUGUUGCCAGAAAGAAAAAAUGCGCAACCUAUUGUACCGUUAGAAGGAAAAAAAGACAUGCCAGAAAUCUAUAACGAAAAACAAACACUUUUUUAUAAAAAUGACGAACUAGAACAAAAAAUGAAGGUUAAUGAACUUAAAAGCACAAAUGAUGUACAUAUGUAAUAAAAAUAUGUUAUCUACAAAAAGCAUUGUACAUAACUUUGUGAUAUUCAAUUUUAAUAGAUCCUUAUAUUUUCUAUUAUCUUUUUAUUUUCUCUACUAUCACUUCACGAUCACAAUACCUUUUAGAAGAGAAA